AUGUUAGCUCCCAAAUUUCAAAGGCCUGUGGGUUUGCGGCUUUUGCAAACUCAGCCCGUUUGGGGAAGGCGCCCGGAGACUUCGAAGUCUGCUGGUCCCGGGCUGGCAGGCUGGAGGGAGGUCUCCUGGCCUUUUCAGGGAUGGGCCGACUGCUAUUUGGCCUUCAAUGAUCCGCCUGGGGAGUUGCUCCACAUCACCUUGAGCCUCGUGCGGGCACGUGUCUUGAACAUCGACCGCUUGGUGAGCGUGGCUGGGUCGAUGACUGCGCUGAAUCUCCUCACGGCCGUGAACCCGAGGCACAUACACUUCUUUGACAUGAACCCUUGUGCAAUCCUCUGGGGCAAGAUGCUUUGCGAGGUAGUCUUGCUUUCGAGCUCGCCGCAAGAGUUCAUGUCCAGACUCUUUGCACGAAACGUGGCCGAAUUCGAGCGUGAUGAAGGGAAGCUUACAUUCCUGAAUCAAGACAGAUUUCUGGCACGUCCUGUGUCGGCAGCCGUGCGGGAAGAGACCCGGGAAGCUUUGUCGGAUGAGGCGGCCCCUGUCUACUCCCAGAUUUUAUGCUCGUAUCAGGACGGGACCGUGCGUCGUGGCUGGCACACGCCGCGCGUGGCACCCUGCGAAGACCGCCGGCGACUGUGCCACGCCACGCGGUCGGGCUUGGGCAGCCAAGGUCGACUCCCGAGCGAACCGGGCCGUCGUUUGCAACAUGUUGCUGCUUUGGGAUGUUCCCCCUGA
Symbiodinium natans is the source of this 735-nucleotide messenger RNA. Lineage: Eukaryota; Dinophyceae; Suessiales; Symbiodiniaceae. The record is from the annotation of a GenBank genome assembly.